UUGCUGUUAGAACAUUUCCCCAGUUGACGAUUGGCUCGCUGUACAGCCGGCGAAUCUGUGAUUGGGCGAGGUCAUUGGUGAACUGUGGAGGAAAGAUGGCGGCCUCGUUGGUGCCCGUGUGCGGGAGGUCGGUGCGACUUUUGCGGGUAUUGGGGCACAGGGCGGAGCCGAGGUUCCGAGCAUUUAGCGCAGAGCAGGGAGCGGAAGGUGGACUGACGGGGUCGGUGCUGCAGGAGAAGUUACAGAAGCGAGACACCGAGGCAUCGUCAGACUCAUCUGGUUCAGAGGAAAAACAGAAGAAACAGAAAGAAAACACGGCUAAUGCCAAAAAGGUUAUCCUGAGAGUUGCGGGGGUGCUUGGUGUUGCUGGAAGCGGGGCCCUUGUUUACAUAUUUGGCAGCAAUUCUGUGGAUGAGCAGGGAAAGGAGAUACCAGAUGAAUUUGACAGCGACCCCCCUGUUGUGCAACAAAUGAAAAGAACCUACAAAUACUUUAAAGACUAUCGGCAGAUGAUUAUUGAGCCAACAAGUCCUCAGCUUCUCCCAGAUCCCCUAAAAGAACCUUAUUACCAACCCCCCUACACUUUAGUGCUUGAACUGACAGACGUGCUGCUUCAUCCAGAGUGGUCGUUGUCGACUGGCUGGAGAUUUAAGAAGAGAGCAGGCAUUGAUAACUUGUUCAAGCAGCUGGCUCCUCUGUAUGAAAUUGUUAUAUUUACCUCUGAAACAGGACUGACUGCAUUUCCUCUUAUUGAUAGUGUUGACCCUCAUGGUUUUGUGUCAUACCGUCUUUUCCGGGACGCUACACGUUACACAGAAGGACAUCAUGUUAAGGACAUCUCUUGCCUCAAUAGAGACCCCUCCCACGUAGUUAUUGUGGACUGUAAGCGAGAAGCAUUCAAGCUGCAGCCGUACAAUGGGCUUGCUAUAAAGAAGUGGGAUGGUAACUCAGAAGAUCGGGCUCUCUAUGACCUGACAGCAUUUUUAAAAACAAUUGCAGUGAAUGGGGUAGAUGAUGUCCGUACAGUCCUGGAGAACUAUUCUCUCGAAGACGAUCCACUAGAAGCUUUUAAGCGCCGUCAAACACAACUGGAGCAGGAGGAACAGCAGAGACUAUCUGAACUGUCCCAGCUCAGUAAGAGACAGACACUAUCUCUGGGUUCUUUUACCAGCCGACUGUGGCCCCGUUCCAAACAACAGUGACACCCUGUUCUCCAAAUUCAGUGUACUCUGAUGCUCCAUUCCCUUGCACCAUUGUAUAUAUAACAAGUGUUUAAACAAUCUCUUAGGCAGAACAUGGACUGUCUCUCUAGAUACGUGCUCAAGAGAUUUGUGAACAUUAUUAAUAAAGACAUUUUCUAGAA
This is a messenger RNA of Xenopus laevis (African clawed frog), 1363 nucleotides long. RefSeq names its product translocase of inner mitochondrial membrane 50 homolog S homeolog (gene timm50.S). NCBI's taxonomy places the organism in Eukaryota, Metazoa, Chordata, Amphibia, Anura, Pipidae. Bases 96 to 1202 code for a protein of 368 amino acids. Gene Ontology annotation, cellular component: membrane; TIM23 mitochondrial import inner membrane translocase complex; mitochondrial inner membrane. The record is from RefSeq and is a predicted model, not a curated record. The transcript is spliced from 11 exons.